Molecule: messenger RNA, 4931 nt
Organism: Spirodela intermedia
Lineage: Eukaryota; Viridiplantae; Streptophyta; Magnoliopsida; Alismatales; Araceae
Source: the annotation of a GenBank genome assembly
AUGGUGGGGGUUGUCGAGUCGGGAACGCGGAGUCCGACCGGGAUCAGCAUGGAGUCGUCCUGUGGUGCACUGCUCAGAGAACUAGAGGUGCUUGCUUCUCUCCCUCUCUCUCUCUCUUUCUCCCUCUCUGGCUCUCUCUCCCCUCAUUCUGUCUAUUUCUCCCUCUCUACCCCCUCCUCAUUCUCUCUAUCCGUCCCUCUACCUCUCUCUCUUGAUCACAUUUGUCUGUUCCUAUUCAUUAUUAGGGAGAAUUUGGACAGAAAUGGUGUAUUUUUUUCCUCGAGUAGAAAAUCGUCUUCUUUAUUCAUCUUCGAGACAGUUUGUUUUUGCUGAAACUUCAUCUCCCCAUUCCUCUCUCACCGUUUACCACCUUUUUUGUCAAAAUUGUUUUUCACGGGCAAAUAUUUUCAUAUCUUUAUUUUCACCGGCAGACACUUAAUUUGUACGUGAUGAGCACGUAUUUUUGCUCUACGAAUUCUGAUUUUUGUGCCAGAAAUGGUUAUCACCCUGGAAGUUAGCCGCAUAUAACUGGUCUACACCUGUGAAUGCGCACAAUAUGACAAUGCAGGAGCUCAUAAUUCUUGUGAUUGAUACAUAAAUUUUCCUGCAAUGGGCCCGCCUUCAAUUUCUUGCCCGUGUUCUUGAUUCAAUUAGGUGAAGAAAGUUAAUUGAUCUAUGUACAUCGACGAUUUCGGGCCAGAGAUUCGUUACUUUUCGACACCUUUGUUGAUAUCUUUCCCUUGGCAAAGCAGCAGACAUGCACCGAAAUAAGUUUUUUUUUUUUUUUGUUCUGAAGUAGACCAUCGAUUUUUAGUUCAUGUUCUUGGUUCAAUUGAGAGAAUCAAGUGGGUUAAUGUAUCUAUCUACAUAUAUCUCAAAUAAUACACGUUCAAAAAAUCAAUAUAUUUUUUUAAUGUCGUUUGCCCUCGUCCCUGUAAAAACCAGCACAUUUGGACCGAAAUAAAUCCCCCCCCCCUUUUUUUCAUUUUUCUUUUUUUUUCCUUCGGUAGGUCUUCGAUUUCUUGAACAUGUUAUUGAUAUUGUGGCAAAAAAAAGUAAAUUAAUAUACGUAAAUCAGAUUAAAAAUGUGCUAAUUGUGCAAGACAUGUUGCUCCUCUGCCCUUGAAACCUAGCACGUGUGGAGAUCUUCAAUUUCUUGCUCAUGUUCUUCAACUUUUAGCUGAAAAAGUAAUUUUAUUAAUGUGUGUAUAUAUAUGCUGACGGGAUUACUCAUAGAUAUGUGCUAUUUCUGGAUACUGUUGUUGAUCAUGCCCCUGGGAAAUCCAGCACCUAUGGACGGAGAUUGGGGAGAGCGACGCCGAGAAGGACCGGAUGCUGUUCGAACUGGAGAAGGAGUGCUUGCUGGUGUACCGGAGGAAGGUGGACGAGUCUACAGGAGAGAGGACCCGGCUCCACCAGUCAGUGGCAGCAAAGGAGGCCGAGCUAGCCGCGUUGAGGGCAUCCCUCGGGGAGCACACACCUCAGGCACAGGUAGAGCCGUUCACCAUCCUCCUCUCUUGCCAUUUAUGUUUAUAUUUUAUUUUUCAGAUGUGGGUAGAUCAUUCUGUCCGGGUGUGGGAAUGGUGGAUAGAUUUUGGCUUCUGGGUAGCUAUUUCUCUGUUAGCGAGAGAGAGAAAGAGAGAGAGGUUUUUUUUUUUAAUGGAGGUCAUUGAUUAUCCUAUUAUCUCGAGGGUUUGAUGUAUUGUAUAAAGGGUCAUUUUUAGGGCACAAUGAUCAUCCCCUCAAAGGCUGCUCCCUAUUUCUAUCAUUCUCACUUAUAGGCAGUAUCAUCUUCUUUUAGGAAAAAUUAUAGAGAGAAACUCCCCAGGUCGCUACGAUUUGGGUCAAGACGCUAAUUAUGGUCUAUAAAUCUGGCUGUGCCUAUGUAAAUUGGUGUGUAUUUGCUCUCUGAUUUGCCAUUUCUGUGGACUGAAUAUCCUCAAAUUUAUGGUUUUUCUUUGAGGUGGGUUUGUGGUCUGAAUUUACUCAAAUCUGUGGCAUUUGUUGGAGAGAGAAAGUAAUAAACUGGUGCAAUUCGUUUCUGAUGUACCCAGACAGAGAAAAGGUUGUCACUGAAGGAGCAGCUGGCUCUGGUGGCACCACUGCUGGAUGAGCUGAGAUUGAAGAAGAUGGAACGUCUCAAACAGCUAAUAGAGAUUAGAUCGCAGAUCGAGAAGAUCAGUGGGGAGAUUUCAGGCUACACUCACUUGAACGACAGCCCGGGAUGCCCUGCCGAUGUGGAAGAACUUGAUCUCUCGCUGAGGAAGCUCAGCGAUUACCAAGCCCAGCUUCGGGCUCUGCAGAAGGAGAAGGUAUUUAACGCAUGCCCAUCAAUUUCUGGUCAUCCCAAGCUAAUAUAAAGUAAGCUUUUAAUUUUGUCUCCUUUCUACAUUUCUGAUCCAAUUGCCCACCUGAUUUUGAUUUUGAAAUGGAGACCAUUAUGAAUUUAUUUUUAUCCCGCACUGAUCUCUAAGAAAGUCUAAUUGUUUUUCACAUCCAGUCAACAUUUAAGAAAAAUGUGGGUCAUGAUGUGUUUGUUUAUCUCAAAUUAAUAUUUAAGAAAUUUUUCUUAUCUUCAUCUCCAAUGUACAUUUUCUGCUCCGGAUCUUGAUUGCAUUGGCCAUCUAAUUUCCGCUUUUAUUUCUUUUUAUAAUUUGGGUGAUGAUGGGUUUGUUAAUCCCAAAGUAAUAGUUAAGAAAUUCUCCUUAUUUUCAUCUCCAACAUACUUUUCUGCUACAUAUCUUGAUCGAAUUGCCCAUCUAAUUUCUGCUUUUUUUAAAAAUUACCAAAAUGUGGGUCAUUGUGGGCUUCUCAUAUUUAAAGGACUAAUUCUCUUUUUUUUUGGGCUGUGUUCUUAAAUUGUGGACCAUAAUGGGCCAUCAUGGGCUAUAGUCAGGGCGGCUCAACAAGGUCCUUGAGUACGUCAAUGAGGUCCACAGCCUAUGUGGCACUCUUGGGUUGGACUUCUCCAAGACUGUUGACGGGGUGCACCCUAGCCUGCAUGAGGUGGGCCCCACCGGGUCGUCGACCAAUAUCAGCGACAACACCUUGGAGGGGCUGAAGCAGGCCGUCCACAACCUGGAGGCGGAGAAGGCUUCCCGGGUCCAGAAGGUGAGAGUGGUGGCGGAACAGAGGCCCCUGGCAAAUUUUCUCUCUCUCUCUCUCUAUCUCUCUCUCUGAUUAGCUUUGUUUCAUAAUUCAGUUGAGGGAGAACAUGACGGCCCUGUUCGAGCUGUGGAGCUUGAUGGAUUCAGGCCCUGACGAAAGGGGGGGAUUUGAGAGGCUCGGAUCCGUCGUCCGAUCACUGGACUGUGAUAUCAAGGAGGGCGGCGUUCUCUCUCUGGAGACAAUCGAGCAGGUUCAGAUCAGUCGGAACCUUUUUUGGCUGGCAGAGGACUUGGGUUUCAUCUACUUAUAGUAAUCUCUUUUCUUCUUCUUUUGUUGUGUGGUUGUUUUUGGGUGGCGGAGGACAGACAGCAGCGGAGGUUGAGAGGUUGACCAAACUGAAGGCCAGCCGGAUGAAGGAUCUGGUGCUGAAAAAGAGGCUGGAGCUGGAGGAGAUAUGCCGGUGGGCCCACAUCGAGCCUGACACCAGCACCGCACCUGAGAAAUCUAUUGCUCUUAUAGACGCCGGUAAGCUAUCCUCUGCCGCCUCAGUUGUGGCCCCCACCGGGACCCAACGAUUUAUUUAUUUAUUAUUUUUAUUUUAAUUAUUAUUUAUUACUAUGUUAGGCAUUGUGGAUCCUUCGGAGCUUCUGGCGAAUAUGGAGGAGCAGAUAGAGAAGGCGAAAGAAGAGUCUCUGAGUAGGAAGGAGAUCAUGGACCGGAUUGGCAAGUGGGCGUCGGCGUGUGAAGAGGAGAAGUGGCUUGAAGAGUACAACCAGGCAAGGAAGGGGCGGGGGCCACUUACUUCCCCAACGCAUGCAGAUAUAUAGAAUUAUUUAUUUAUUAGGUGUUUAUUUAGUAUUAUUUAUUUAUUUUAAGUUACUGAUAGCAGGGUUUUUUUUUUUUUUUUUUUUCUUCUUUUCUGUAGGAUGAGAACCGAUACAGCACGGGAAGGGGCGUCCACCUGAACCUGAAACGGGCCGAGAGGGCCCGCAUAUCUGUGACCAAGAUUCCUGGUAUUUGCGACUCAAAGUCUCGAUCUUUGCUGUCUAUGUGCUUCAAAAUGUGUUCUUUUGUAAUGUUUUUUUUAAUUGUGGGUUUGUGGUUUCUCUAGCCAUGGUGGACAUCUUGAUGAAGAAGACCUUUGCCUGGGAGGAUGAGAGGAAUAAGCCGUUCCUCUAUGAUGGGGUGAGCUCUGGUUUCUCCUUCAAAGCCGUCUCUCUCUUCUCUCUCUCUCUGUGAUCCGUUGAUAAUCACAGGCUGACCAGCAGCUCCCUUGGCUCCACAGAUCCGUCUGGUCUCCAUCUUGGAGGAGUAUCAACUCACCCGGCAGCAGAAGGAAGAGGAGAAGAAAAGACGCCGGGUAUCCACCGAGUUAAAUCACCACUACUAGUUCUUUGUCUUUGUCUUCGUCUUCGUCUUCUUCUUCUUCCCUGAGCAUCUGCCACUCCUCUCCCUCUCUCACCCGGCAGGACCAGAAGAAGCUUCAUGGGCUUCUCAUGGCGGAGAGGGAAUCAGUGUACGGGUCCAGGCCGAGCCCAAACCGGAACGGCAGCUACAGCAGGAAACCGGCAAAUGGGCAUCGAGGGAACGGCUACCUGAACGGAUCGAUGACUCCGGCGCCUCGCCGGGUCUCCCUCGGUAGCGCAACGCCGGAGCUUCUCACUCCCCGCUCGUACUCCGGCGGCCGCCAGAACGGGUUCUUCAGGGAGACGAGGAGGUUGUCAACGGCGCCGCUGAAUUUCGUGGCGAUCUCAAAGGAGGAUACUUCGUCCUCCUUUGCCUCCAUUAGCGGCUCCGAGCCGGGCUCUCCCCCCCUUGUCUGA